Molecule: messenger RNA, 909 nt
Organism: Theobroma cacao (cacao)
Lineage: Eukaryota; Viridiplantae; Streptophyta; Magnoliopsida; Malvales; Malvaceae
Source: RefSeq, a predicted model, not a curated record
AUGCCGAAGUUACAGGAAGUCAAACCUGCCUUCAAAGGGAUCGGUCUCUUAGGGGCCUACGAAAUCAAAUGGUUGGACUAUAAACAUGUCAUUAUUCAUCUCUCCAACGACCAGGAUUGUAACCGAAUCUGGACAAGACAACAGUGGUUCAUUGCUGGCCAGAAAAUCAGGAUCUUCAAGUGGCCACUGGAGUUUGAAGCGAAAACAGAAUCACCAAUAGUACCUGUGUGGAUUUCCUUCCCGAACCUAAAAGCUCACCUAUAUGAAAAAUUCGCCUUGCUACUGAUUGUAAAAACGAUUGGGAAACCACUUUUCGUGGAUAAUGCGACUACUAAAGGAUCUCGGCCAAGCAUGGCUCGAGUCUGUGUGGAAUACGAUUGCAGGAAAUUGCCUAUAGAUCAAGUUUGGAUUGUAACUCAAAAAAGGAAUACAGGUAUAGUUACUAAUGGCUAUGCGCAAAAGGUUGAGUUCUCUCAUAUGCCAAACUACUGGGACCAUUGUUGCCAUGUUGGGCACAAUGAAACCAAUUGUUUGGUCCUAGGGAACAAUUCUAAGUCAUUGGGUUCCAUGAAGCCACAGCUGAAGGGACAACCAAAACCAAUUCUCAAUGUGUCGAAGACUCAGACUCGAGAAAAGAUAGAUGAGGAAAGAGAAGACAAAGCGAAAGGAAUAAUGGUUGAAGACAUUCAGCCUGCAACAAAACAGACAGAUAUGUCGAAACAGAGCAUCUGGAGAGUGGUCAGUAAAGUCGGAAAGAGUGGGGCAAAAGAUUUAACCGAGAAUGAAAUAGACGUUGAAAAUAGAGAUGCCGACUCAGUUAUUCCAGUUUCGAACAGAUUUCAGAAGAUAAUGGAAGUUGACAAUCAUGAAGACACAACGAACAGCAACCUCGAAACAGUGAACAAAUGA